Achroia grisella is the source of this 3028-nucleotide messenger RNA. Its product is annotated as transcription factor Sox-12-like. Bases 443 to 1288 code for a protein of 281 amino acids. The record is from RefSeq and is a predicted model, not a curated record. Gene Ontology annotation, molecular function: RNA polymerase II cis-regulatory region sequence-specific DNA binding; DNA-binding transcription factor activity, RNA polymerase II-specific. The transcript is spliced from 2 exons. Gene Ontology annotation, biological process: regulation of DNA-templated transcription; cell differentiation; anatomical structure morphogenesis. NCBI's taxonomy places the organism in Eukaryota, Metazoa, Arthropoda, Insecta, Lepidoptera, Pyralidae.
UUCGCAUCCACCGCGGAGUUCGCACGUAGCCGCCUCUAAUACAUACUCCCGUUCGAUUAUGCUACGAUCGCCCCGCAGUAAUAGCUGAGCUGCGGUUGGGACCCGUUAAAAUUAUGACUUUUGGACCGAUCGCCGGCGAAGAAGAAAGCAGUAGAUAUCUCGUUCUAGAAGAGAAAGCUCUGAGGAUAGUGUCCAGGUAUUGGGAGAUCUCCGGUACUUCGGUUGCCGAUAGGCUUCGGUACGGGAAGAAUCACAAACUCCUAGCGCUAUUCGGACUGCAAUAAACAUUGACAAAUAAAAACUUUCAAACAAACUUUUUUGAACAAAAAUAUAGUAUAUAGUGAAUAAAUUUUUAUUAAGUGCAAUACGUGAACGGUGUUUGUGUUUUUAGUUACUUGGUUUAUAUUAUUUUUUUUUUAUAUUUUUUUUUAACACUGGAUAAAUGAAAAUGGUGCCCCAACAAGUUUCGGAUGUGCGUUCGCUUUCGCCGACCUCGAGCGGAGUACCAGUGUUCGGUUCCCAGUUGGUCGACAAAAAUUCAUCUACCCCUUACACUGAUGCCACUCAGACCAAGAAGAACAAUCCAAACCACAUAAAAAGGCCUAUGAACGCGUUUAUGGUCUGGUCUCAGAUCGAACGCAGGAAAAUAUGCGAACAGACACCUGAUAUGCACAACGCGGAAAUCUCAAAGAACUUGGGACGCGUUUGGAAAACAUUGAACGAUGAAGAGCGACAGCCCUUUAUUGAUGAAGCAGAGAGGUUGCGGCAGCUACAUAUGCGAGAGUACCCUGACUACAAAUACAGACCUCGCAAGAAAACAGCAAAGCCAGCCCAGCGCUCCGGAGCUAUCACCAAACAGAAACGCAAGCAGAGGGCUGACUCAAAUAACAACAGAGGAGUUUCAAGACGACGAACGCGACUCGUUUCAAACAUACCUAGCGUUCCAAGUGUUCCAAUGGAAAUACCAUUACCUCAGCCGUUGCCGGCAUCACCAGCUGGCUCACCCGAUUCUCCAGAAUCCGCCUGCAUCUACGAGGACAGCAGUCGUCGAGAUCCGUCCGAUCUCUCCGAUCUGUACUCCAUCACGGACUUGCUUCCGCUUCCAACGGACUGCGAAGUCGAUCUUGAAGCAUUGACCGACAUCGAGUCCUUUGAAACGGCGUCGUCAUCGUCAGGAUCACACUUUGAGUUCUCUUGCACGCCAGACGUAUCCGAAAUGCUGAGCGACAUCGGUGUAGCGAGCGACUGGGACGACAACACGUUCUCGUCGUUCCUGACGCCGUCGUAGGCCGGUGCCGGCCGCUAGGGCCGCCGCCGGCCGUUUCCACUGAUCUCAUGCGGUCGGCCAAAGAGCCGCCAACCGGAGGCCGACGACGCGGCGACCGCUCGCCGCCCGCCUAGAGAGUGCCUACAUCCAAAAUGACGUGUCGAUUUUUGGAUUCAAUGUACAAAGUUAUUUAAUAAGGAUCGAGGGUGAAAAUUUUAAUUUUAAUGUCAAUCGACCGGUCGGUCGAAUUCUCCUUCAGUUCUAUUAAUUUCUUGAUUAGUUUCGUAGAUCGAAUUCCGUUGUAAUAGGCGACGCUUCAACGUCACACUCGGAAACGCAUCGGGUUUAACAUAGGCUGUGAGUUGGUUCUCGUUUUAUCGUGUUGCUUUUGUUUGAUUUACUUAUUACAGUAUGGGUGAUUUCCAAACGGCACGUCUCAGACGCAUUUCAGUAAAUAAUCCGUCUACACUCCGUCGCCUGAUUAGUAAGCCACGGGUCAGUCAGAGGCUCCUGUAGGCGUUGUACGACUUCUCUCGGACCGAUUUUUUUAAAGUGAGCCUUAAGCUCGUAUGUAUGGCCCGAGCGUUUUAGUACAACGCAUCCUGGGGCUCCCGCUCGCUGCAUCGCACCGCGUUGUCGCGUCCGUAUUCUCUAAUUGUACAUUACUCGACUUGGCUUCUAGUACAUUUAAAAUAGUAAGUUCGCAAUUUCUAUGUCAAACCUUUUUUACUUUAUUAACAUUUGUAAUUUAAGAAUCACUUACAUUUUAUUUUCAAAUGGCUUAGAUUGGAAUAGAAAAAUAAGAUUAGGUUAUAUAGUCAUUUUUGUCUUGCGUUUAAAUGUGUACGUAAGUCCACUUUAUACUUUGGUGCACGUGUAGAUUUAUAUGUCCACGAUUUAAUUUUAUUGUUGGAAGCUAAUCGGUAUGUCAUUUCAAGAAUUUCGGAGUGCGGAAUUUUCGAGUAGGUUCGUCACGAUUGGAUUGUGGGCCCCUAUUCUGUGAACUACCAAAGUUUGAGAGAAAGUCACGCGUGUAACCUCAUGUCAUUUCUGAAUUCUUCGCAUGCGUGACUUUUUCAUGUUUCAGAUUAAUAUUUAUUAGUCACGGUAGGGGUUCAUCGUUAUGAUUCGAUGUAUCGAGUUGAUAUAAUAUACGUUAGCAUGUGUAGGUAAGGUUAAUCUCUUCAAUGGUAAGGUACGAAAUUAUCUGUAUAGUAAUGAUGGCACUUGGAUCGUUGUGAUGGGACACUGUUACUUCUUACUUUAUUUACGCCUUCACGCUAACAUUUUCAAUACAAAUGGUCUACAGAAGAUACAUAUCAAUAAUGGGAAAGUACAGUUUUGCGGGACGGUGGGAAAUAUAUUUGGAUCGGCAUGCAGAAGUUCGGUUUCACUUAAAUGUUUUGCUAUUCAAACUCUGUGAUUUUUACUUUAUGGAUUUUCUAAAUUAUAAGAUUCUAGUGGAGACUGAUAUCGCGUAUGUAGAUUAGUUUUAGCAACGCUAGCUUCUCUCUAUCUUUUAAUUUUUAUAACUGUGCAUACUUACCAUUAUAUUGUGGAAAUCAAUACGUAUUUUUGAUACUUUGUGUUACUGUGGAAAACGAAUGUUUCACAAGCAACAGUAGAUUCAAUUGUAACGAUAUAAGAUUCAAAAUUAUCUAUUGCAGAUUCAAUUACUUCCACAGUAACGCAUAAGUUUAACAUGUUGUUAAAAAAUACUAAAGAAUCUGUCAAUUCAGUGAAAAUGUGUCAGUUAGGGGU